AUGCCUAAGCGCAAGAGGGAUAAGCACAGUGGACGGAGGCGCGAUAUCUGGACACCACCAGGAGAAGGAGAAGAGGAGACCCUUUACAUCAACAGCAACCGGAAGAAGCUGAAGGUAUACAAGGCGGACAAAAAGUCCCGCAAGUCGGUGGAAUCCAAAUCCGAGGAAGAUACCCCCGCGCCCGCGGAGACUCCAGUGGAUGCACCACCUCGUUCAGACUCAGAAGGAACAGACGCAUCCUCUACCAAGCCACCGCAGAAGUCCAAAGAAUCCUCGCCAUCUUCCCCGAAGAAUGAACGGACAGAACGCAAGACUUCCGUACCCGCGAACCCCAACGCAGAGGCCAGCAACCCGUUCCUUGUUCAGAAAGGCAAGCGCAAGCGACCCGACUCGAAUUCUAACACGUCUAAGGGUAAACACACGGGGUUCUUUACGUCGGAUGAAGUAAAAGCGUUGGAGAAAUUCAAAAUCGAUUUCUGUAACACCCAUGGCAUUCACGGCUCCACGUUCGACGCAAUGGUGCAGCAUUCAGCGCGCGAGAAGGGAGAAACCUUCCCCGGCCAAGAUAUGAUCUCGAAACAAGACUUCUGGAAGGAGAUCUACGGGGUGCAUCCGAAGCGAGACAGACGGUCUGUCUACCGCUUCAUGAGGCGGCAUUUUCAAGCCUCACAGCAGAAACCGCACGAGUGGACUAAACUGCAAGACCAAGAGCUUAUCGAGUUACACGAGAAGUAUGGUCCUAGAUGGGCCUAUAUUGCGAAGCUUAUUGGGCGAAGCGACGAUGAUGUUGUUCAGAGAUGGAAGAAUCGCCUUGAACACCGAAACACGAUGAAAUCAGGACCGUGGUCCGAAGAGGAGGUUUGCCAGUUACUGGAAGCUGUACAGGACUCUUGGACAAAGCUCAAGCAGCAGGGUAUGGACGUCGGCAAGGACUACUACGAAAUGGACGAGAGACUGGUAUCUUGGGGCAAUGUCAGCAGGGCUCUUGGCCAUUGCCGGUCCCGGCAACAAUGUGCAGACAAAUGGCGCAAGGCCAGACGCAAGAUCGUAACGCAGCGUAAACGUGGCCAGGCCGAUGCUGUUUAUGACCCUGCGCUCGAGACAAGGUUAGCAAGCAGGAGAAGCCGGUCGCUGGCAGCUUUAUCCAGGAGUGCCUCGCCCGACAGGAACUAUAAGAGCUCCAAGUACGUGGAAGAGUCGGAUGAGGACGAAACCGAGCAGGAUGACAAGAGCAACGGCGAGCGUACUUCUGCCAAAAGCAAAGCACCAACUCCUAAGACGCCCAAGACGAAGCAUUCGGAAGCUCCCGAGAUCAAUGAAACUCCACAGGAACGCGAGAAAUCUUCAUCUCAAGUGGCUCCCAAAACACAUGAGGGCAAAACCAUUAAGACCGACAGUGAGGACAGUUCCUCCGAUGAAUCCGAAAAAUCGUCCUCCAGCGAUAGUGAAAGCGACAGCUCGCGUGAUAGUGAAGGCUCGGACGACGAGGAUGAAAAGCCACCGAAACCUCAGCAGAACACAAAGCGUGCUCAAGUUACGCAACUCCCGAAAUCCAAGAAAGCCCUUAAAGGUCCCAGUGAUUCCACUUCAUCCAGUUCCGAGUCAGAGGAUGAUGAUCAGGACUCUAGUCCCGAUAGCUCCGACGACUCGGACUCCGACGAAAAUGAUGCUAAACCUUCGAAGGUCAAGCAUCGGUCUCCAUCUGUGCUACAUUCAUUCGGUUCAAACACACCCCGCACGAAGCGGGACAUCAAGAAGGAACCAGAUGAUCUGUUUGCCAACGGCGAAUAA
This is a messenger RNA of Aspergillus terreus NIH2624, 1791 nucleotides long. Its product is annotated as MYB DNA-binding domain protein. Gene Ontology annotation, biological process: regulation of DNA-templated transcription. The transcript has a single exon. Lineage: Eukaryota; Fungi; Ascomycota; Eurotiomycetes; Eurotiales; Aspergillaceae. Gene Ontology annotation, molecular function: DNA-binding transcription factor activity; transcription cis-regulatory region binding. Gene Ontology annotation, cellular component: nucleus. The record is from RefSeq and is a predicted model, not a curated record. Bases 1 to 1791 code for a protein of 596 amino acids.